Messenger RNA from Striga asiatica, 2724 nucleotides. Lineage: Eukaryota; Viridiplantae; Streptophyta; Magnoliopsida; Lamiales; Orobanchaceae. The record is from the annotation of a GenBank genome assembly.
GAGAGAGAGAGAGAGGCGCGUCUAUUAAGCUGUUCCUGGGGUGGUCUUGGUCGCCGGUUUCUCUCUCAUCUUCCCCUUUCCCCUAACCCUCCUCUGAUUUUCAUUUAUUGUGAGAGAAAGUGAGAGUUUCUGCUGUUUUCUGCUGGGUUUUGUUAUCACGAUUUGAAGAAGGCGAUUGAGUGUAACAGUUAUUGUGGCGAUUGGUGUUAUCAUUAUCCGUCCUUUUGUACGAAGACUUUAAUUGAGAAUUAGAGGUUAGAUUUCUUCGCGCACUAGUGAAGUCAUGGCGAGCAGGGUUUCGUUUGGUCAGCAACAGCAGAACAGUAAUUUUUCGGGUCAAGGAAAUGGUGUAAAAGAUGCUCUGUAUGAAGAGUUAUGGAAGGCCUGCGCAGGUCCUUUGGUGGAUGUUCCUAAGGUUGGAGAAAGGGUUUAUUAUUUCCCACAAGGCCACAUGGAACAAUUGGAAGCAUCUACAAAUCAGGAGUUAAAUCAAAGGAUCCCGAUGUUUAAUUUGCCUCCGAAGAUCCUCUGUCGCGUAUUCAACAUUCAGUUACUGGCUGAACAAGAUACUGAUGAAGUUUAUGCACAAAUUACCCUGAUGCCGGAAGCAGAUCAAACUGAGCCGAUCAGUCCUGAUAGUUGUACUGACGAGCCUCCGAAGCCUGAUGUCCACUCGUUCUGCAAGGUUCUCACUGCCUCGGACACAAGCACGCACGGUGGAUUUUCUGUCCUCCGAAAACACGCUAACGAGUGCCUUCCGCCAUUGGAUAUGAGCCAGCCUACACCAACACAGGAACUGAUUGCCAAGGAUCUUCAUGGAACUGAUUGGCAUUUUAAGCAUAUAUUUAGAGGUCAACCUCGUAGACAUUUGCUCACAACAGGGUGGAGUACGUUUGUUACCUCUAAGAGAUUAGUAGCAGGAGAUUCUUUUGUAUUCCUGAGGGGGGAGAGUGGAGACUUACGCGUUGGUGUCAGGCGUCAUGCCCGCCAACAGAAUUCGAUGCCGUCAUCAGUUAUUUCGAGCCAGAGCAUGCACUUGGGAGUCCUUGCCACUGCAUCUCAUGCCGUCCUCACUCAGACCCUCUUUGUUGUUUACUACAAGCCAAGGACUAGUCAAUUCAUUAUCGGAUUGAACAAGUAUCUAGAAGCUGUUAACCAAGAAUUUGGAGUUGGUAUGAGAUUCAAGAUGCGGUUCGAGGGGGAUGAUUCUCCAGAGCGGAGGUUUUCAGGUACGAUUGUCGGAGUGGAGGAUAUAUCUCCACAUUGGGAAAAUUCUAAAUGGCGACCAUUAAAGGUUCAGUGGGACGAGCCUGCAUCUAUUCCAAGACCUGAGAGGGUUUCUCCAUGGGAGAUUGAAAAAUUUGUUGCAACUGUCCCCACGACACUGCAGCCACCAACAGUGAAGCAUAAAAGGCUCCGACCAAACAUUGAAAUCUCAGUACCUGAUUCUGUAACUUCAUCAGCAUCACCCGCGUGGAAUCCAUCUCUCAAUCAAAUAAAUCGUGCUUUCGAACCCCAAAGGACAAACAACACUGUUAAUUCACAGGCUAGACAACAAUUGGAAGGAGGUUGGAAUUCCCCGCUUGGCGUUAAUGCUUCCCAUAACAUGAAUGCUGAUGAAAAAGAAGAGAGUAGAAAUGCUUCAGGUUGGUCUGCUAUUUCAAACCUAAAUGAGGUGAAAAAAUCGGACAGUGUUGCCUCAUGCAGAUUGUUCGGGUUUGACUUGAAAAGUUCUCCAGCGGUGGCCACUUGCAUGAACUCUUCUGUAAAGCUUGUUGAUAAAAUAAAUGAUGCUAGUGAAGUGUAUGUCCCAAGUAGUCUGUCGGGUGAUUCGGAACAUAAAUCAUCAGGUGUUUCAAAGGAUCUUCUAGAAUCAAAGCAAGAGCAGCUGCCAGUACUGGCAAAGGAAAUUCAAAGCAGGCAGAGUAACUCCUCAAGAAGUCGCACCAAGGUACAAAUGCAAGGGGUUGCAGUCGGUCGUGCAGUGGACUUGACCAUGUUAAGAGGAUAUGAUGAUCUUAUAACUGAACUUGAGGAUAUGUUUGAGAUAAAGGGGGAGCUUCGGCCUCGAAAUAAAUGGGAAAUCGUGUUUACAGAUGACGAAGGGGACAUGAUGCUCAUGGGUGAUGAUCCAUGGCAGGAAUUCUGUAACAUGGUUCGGAGGAUUUACAUUUAUUCCUGUCAAGAUGUUAAGAAGAUGAAAAAUAGCAAGCUCCCUUUACCAACUGGAGAAUGUGAAGACCAACUCCACACUUGAAUCUCCUUUCAUAUUUGUGUCCUUUAGAGGAAAUGAACCAGUUUUGGUGUGCUGUGCUAAAAAGUUUCAAGAAAAUGUCAAUUACUGGGGGUGGCUCUCGACAUUGUUUGGUUGCUAACCGAGAUAUGGCUUUUGAUUGAGGUAACAGUUCACUAGAAAAACUAGCUUAACUGCAGUUCAACUUUGCAACUUUUUCCAGGCCAUGACAAGACUGGAUCAUGGGCAUGGAUCAGCUUAUGGAGUAGAGAAAAACAAUUUGUGAAUAGUAAGUAGGCUUUUGUGUGUUGUGGUGAAGGAAGACGAGAGAAAAAGGUUUUUCUCGUCCUGUAUUUAUGUAAAUAUAUUACCAUUUGUUUGGCAAAUGGUGAGAUAAAAGAUUGAGGCAUUUCUUUUGCUCAGGUGAAACGCUACUUAUUCAAGUAUAUGGGGGUGUGUGUUUGUUUUGUUUCUUUUUUUUUUUUUUUUUU